ACGUUUCAGGACCAGCCAUGAAAGCGCCACGGCGAAGAAAUAGCUAACAGUAGCUGUUGCUAGCUAUUUAGCUAGUUAUUGUUUAGAAAUAGUCAGCUAGUUUAACUAUUUAUAUUUGUUGAAUGAAUCCCACGAGUUUUCGCAAAAUAACUUCACAUUGCUAGCUACUAGGGAUACUCAUCUUAGUAGCUAGUUACCGGUUUAACGUUUUAUCUAGCGCUGUUGGAGAUCAGCUAGCAAAUGUGUUCGCUAGCUAGCUAUUAUUGCAAAGCCAUCGUAAGGGAUUCGGCAAGUGGGGAUGAGAUUGUUUUGACAGCCAAAAAAUGUAUACAUUACUAUAAUAUAUUUCGCGAAUAUAUGUUGCUUAGCUACAUAAUCAUCCAACACUGACCAAUGGCUAACGUUAGCUAGUUGAUAUGGAUUCCAUGCCAAGUGCCAUCAUUCACUCAAGGCAUAACGUUAUAAGAAGAACAUGGUCACCAUGGAUACAGAAGGGGACCAGAACUCAGGCGCUGCCAAUGGGAACACGCCUUCUGGGGGGAAUUCUCGUCCAAAUCAAAUAUCCCAAAUGUCUCUUUAUGAGAGACAGGCAGUGCAGGCUCUUCAGGCCCUGCAGAGACAGCCCAACGCAGCUCAGUAUUUCCACCAGCUGAUGCUCCAACAGCAGAUAAGCAACGCCCAGCUCAAAAACCUGGCUGCCGUGCAACAGGCCACCCUUGCUGCCAGCCGCCAGUCCAGUUCUCCCAGUGUCUCCCAGGCCUCCAGCACUGCCCAUUGCACUGUGAAUUUGAGUUCUUCUGCGGGAGGAGCCAUGACGAAUACGCGUCCCCUUGGUCCCGCCUCCUCUGCAUCAUCGACACUCAGCCAAUCCGUGCUGCUGGGUGGGAACACGGCAGGGCAGGGGCAGAUGUACUUGAGAGUCAAUCGCAGGGCACCACUCUCUUCUCAGCUCAUCUUCAUGCCUGGCGGCACGGCAACCGCUGCUGUGGCAACUGUCGCUCAACACCAGCCCCAGCAACAGCAACAGCAGCCGCAGCAGCAGCAGCAGCAGCAGACACAGCAGCAGGAAGUCACUCCCCCCUCGUCCAGCAGCCAAUCAGACAGUGAUCAGGUGCAGAACCUGGCUUUGCGUUGUGUUUCCAGCCCCAGACUUGCGGGCGUGAAGGCUGAAUGUCCCGACCGGAAGGAGACAGUUACCUUCUCCAUUGUUCAGCAACCCCAGCAGCAGCAGCAACAGGCCCAGUUUCCCCAGACUACCCAGCAAACCAGCAGCCAGCAGCAGAUUCAGCCCCAGCCCCAAGUGCAGAACAAAGUGGGCACGUACACCCAGCCCUCCACACCCACCCUCCCCAGUAUCGGCAUCAAAACCGGGGCUCAGUCCAACAUGGCUCCCCCCUCAGCCCCUCCUCUCUCUCCCUCCUCCUCCCAGUCAUCCUCCCUCCCGAUUUCCCAGCUCCUCCUCUCUCCUUCCGCCUUCUGCCAAGCCCGUGCCGUCACCACGGUGACCUCGGCCGCCACCGCGACGCACAUCCUGGUCCCCACGUCCACGGCGCCCAGCCCCUCCCAGGUCUACCCCGGCUCCUCCGGUGCCGCCAAGCCCAACAUAAACACUCAGACUCUGGUGGUCCAGCCGCUGCAGCAGGCCAACGCUAACAUCAGCCAGGAGAAGAUGGCCCACACUUCUAGCCCUGUUCCCAUUCAGCCCAAAACUGUGCAGGGCCUGCGUUUGCCCCUCCAGCUCCCUCCCCGGCACCCGCCUCCCAUCCUCCCUGCUCCUCCCAGCAACACCCAGUCCAGCGCUUCACACCCCCCACCGCACGUCCCUGUUCAGCUGGUGGGCGCCAGGCAGGAUUCUUUAGGAAACUCCCAGGCUUUGGCCUUGGCCCGGGCCCGGAGCUGCUGUGCCCAGGACAGUGGGGCCUUGAAUAAUUCCGCGAAUUCCAAUGUUGUUACUAUGGUAACUUCAAUGGCAACGGGAGUGGGUGUGGCUGGAGGGGCGGGCCUAAAGUCCCCCCAAACUGCUCUCCCAUUGACUCAGAUCUCUCAGAUUCACCUCCCUACUAAUCAGAGUCCAGUUCUCAACCCGAAUCGUUCCUCUUCAACCACUUCCUCCUCCUCAUCCGCUUCAAUUUCUUCCUCUCCCUGCCUGUCUCUCCCCCUCCCUGCGGAUGGGCAGAAUACUGCACCAACAACAGUGCCUCCCACUGGGGAUUCUGUGUAUGUGCAGCCUGUGCAGUUGCAGGGAAAGCCCGUCAGUGGAAGCUUGAAGAGGAAGUCAGAGUCUGAUGUAGCCAAUGAGAUGGCAGCUGGCUCUGCUCCUCUCUGUGCCCCCCCGCUGAGAGAAAUCUCCCCUCCCCUCUCCGCCAUCGAUGCAGCGUCUGGCACUGCCUCCCCCUCUCCUCCAGCGCUCUCAAUGUCCCGCGGGGGCCAGGGGGAGAGGGCGCCCCCUCCACAGGCUGUGGUCAAGCCCCAGGUCCUCACACACCUGAUCGAAGGCUUCGUCAUCCAGGAAGGAGCCGAACCCUUCCCUGUGACAGGACCAGUGAAGGAACGAGCUGAGGGGGCUUUUCCCGUAGCGGUCCCGCCCACGGCCCCGGCAGAGUCCGAGGCUCCCACAGUGAUGAAGUGCGAGUACUGCGAAGGCUUUGCUCCGGCCAACCAGUUCAGAGGCUCCAAACGCUUCUGCUCCAUGACCUGUGCCAAGAGGUACAACGUGAGCUGCAGCCACCAGUUCCGCACCCGUCGCGGACGGGCCGCCCGCGGAAUAGUGGCGGGGCCUGGGGGGCCCGAGGGGAUUCUGAGACGCAGGGGUCCUCGCAGGAGCAGCUCAGAGAUCGCCUGCGCUAAAAUAGCAGGGAGACAUUUGCCUGUAAAGUGUCGGUCAGAGUCCAGUCGGUCAGAGGAUGUCUCCAGCUGUGAGGAAGAGGAGGAGGAAGACUCCCUGUCCCUUUCUCCCAGCUCCUCCUUGUCCUGCCCCAGGCCGGCCCACUGCGGUCCCCAGUUGGAUGGCUCCACUGCUGGUGGUCUCCCAUUGGAUGGCGGGCACUUUCUUUCUGGCAGCCCCUCCCACUGGAGUGUGGAUGAAGUGUGUCAGUUUAUCUCCUCGCUGCAAGGUUGUGAAGACCUGGCCGGUCAGUUCCUCUCACAGGAGAUCGACGGGCAGGCCCUGCUCCUCCUCCGGGAGGAGCACCUCAUGUCCACCAUGAACAUCAAACUGGGGCCAGCGCUCAAGAUCUGCGCCUCCAUCAGCAACCUGAGGGACUGAGGAGCGCCCCGCUCAGCUCCCACUCGGCUGCCUUUCCCUGGAACACUUUUUUCAAUUCUGUGUUUCCUGAAAGCAGAGGGGAGGAAAGAAACAGAUAGGAAUGGGAGGAACGGAAGAGUUUUUGUCUGAAGGAAUGAAGAGGGACUGAAGGGAGGGAUUUGUGCUUGUGUGAGUGUAAGAUUUGUGUGACUGUGUGACUGUGAGCGAGAGAGAGACAGUGUGUGAGUGUGUGUAGUGCGCGUGCGGACGCCUGAUGUUGUUUGCAACAAAAUAUAUUCCCAUGCUUGUGCUCUGUGCGUAUACAAUUAUAGAAGGUAAUCAUCAUCAUCAUCAUUAUCAUUAUCAUUAUUAUUAUUAUUAUUAUUAGCGUAUAUGACAGUAUAUUUCAAGAGUCAAAACGAAAAGUUGCCUUUUUACUGUUACAAUGGUGCUUUAAUGAAGUAAUUAAUUAAUAGUGGUAGUAUUGGGAAUAGCAAUACCUCCAUUCCUCCAUACCUCGAUUCCUCCAUUCCAAAGUUAUGAUGAUGAACCUGCAUUGCUUGGCAUUCCAUGUGGCUGGUUUUUGGGGUAAUGCUUGUUAGUGGACUGAGGUCGUACCAGUGAGAUGUUGCAAGGGGGGGGAAAGCUUGAAUUCCCUGGAUUGUUUUUUGUUUUUUUUCAAAAGUGGGGUCUGGUUCCUAGGAUUUCUUUUGUAUUAAAAUCAAUACUUUGCCUUUUAUGAUUUAUGAAGAUUAUUCUGAGAAUAGGUAUUACUCUGCUUGUGUAUCUACAUGUGUGGCUAGGGAGAGCUGCCUCCUGCUUAUUAUGCUAGAAAAAUAAACAACUAUUGCUGAA
Molecule: messenger RNA, 4099 nt
Organism: Conger conger (European conger)
Lineage: Eukaryota; Metazoa; Chordata; Actinopteri; Anguilliformes; Congridae
Gene: phc1
Product: polyhomeotic homolog 1
Exons: 15
Coding region: 473-3265 (930 amino acids)
Cellular component (GO): nucleus; PRC1 complex
Molecular function (GO): protein binding; zinc ion binding
Source: RefSeq, a predicted model, not a curated record